Schistosoma intercalatum is the source of this 897-nucleotide messenger RNA. Lineage: Eukaryota; Metazoa; Platyhelminthes; Trematoda; Strigeidida; Schistosomatidae. The record is from the annotation of a GenBank genome assembly.
AUGAGUAGUGCAAAACAUAUCAAGGGUGUCUGCAGUCCCCUUCAAGUAUUUCUAUGUCAAUGCAGGUAUAGAAAAGCACGCAUUGUCUUUCCAUUGCUUCUUCCAGUGUUAUUUGGUAUCGCAUCACUACAUCCAAUUGCUACUGUGCUUACUCUUCUUUUAUGUUUGGUCGUAUGUUUCAAUAUCGUUAUUGUAGUCGCUCCACCUACAUGUCCCUUAGAAGAUACAUUCCUUUUCUACAGAUCGUCUGAUAGCUAUGACGGGUUUCUAAGUGAUACUAAUGUGAUUUACAAAUGUUCGGUUACUACUCUUUUGUUAUGGUAUUUCACAAUGCUUAUACCUGUAAAUUUGGAGAAUAAGCUACUCUAUAGAGAAAUAAUAAUGUACAAUAUCCUCGUUGUAGUUUGCUUACAUCUUGUGCAAAUUAUACGAAAUAUACAUACACGCAGUCUUCACAAUACAAUCCUGUCAAAUUCCCGAUAUCUUGGAAAUAAACCAGAGAAAAAUGGAAGUAAGCUCACUGUAUUUGGGUUAUGGAAACACACUGUAUGUAUAUUUCGUGAUACUAAUAAACAAAAUUUCGAAGGAGAUUGGUAUUUUUCGUGUAUGAAUAUAUUUGUCAGCAAGUCUAAUCGUGCUUGGUCCAUCGUUUUACUGACUGUUUGUGUUACGCUCACUUUCUACUCUACUAAUUUAGCCCUCACAUCUGUGUGCACACCAAAAAUAUACUUCGAUUGGUUUUUACUUCCACACGAUUGCACCUUCAUUUAUGAUGUUUAUAGCAGAGCCUGGGUAUUUGUAACAGGAUUAUUUUGGUUAAUGACAUCUGUUAUACCUAUAAGUUUUCUUUUCCAUGAACUUGCUGUCUAUAUACGGCGCCGUUCAAAAAACUGGUAG